Messenger RNA from Schizophyllum commune H4-8, 234 nucleotides. Its product is annotated as HMG-box. Gene Ontology annotation, molecular function: DNA-binding transcription factor activity, RNA polymerase II-specific; RNA polymerase II cis-regulatory region sequence-specific DNA binding. The annotation marks the transcript as partial. NCBI's taxonomy places the organism in Eukaryota, Fungi, Basidiomycota, Agaricomycetes, Agaricales, Schizophyllaceae. Gene Ontology annotation, cellular component: nucleus. The record is from RefSeq and is a predicted model, not a curated record. Gene Ontology annotation, biological process: regulation of transcription by RNA polymerase II. The transcript has 2 exons.
AUGCAGCCUGGGCACGUACCGCGCCCGCCGAACGCCUUCAUGCUCUUCCGCUCGGACUUUGUGAAGAAGGGCAAGGUCCCCUCGCACAUCGAGUCCAACCACGGCUCGCUCAGCAAAAUCGCGGGCGCAUUGUGGCGAGCGUUGCCGGACGAGGAGCGUCAGUACUGGUACCGCAAGGCGGACGAGGAGAAGGAUAUCCACCAGCAGGAGCACCCAGAGUAUGAGUUCAGACCU